Messenger RNA from Thalassophryne amazonica, 2796 nucleotides. RefSeq lists its product as uncharacterized. Gene Ontology annotation, cellular component: plasma membrane. Gene Ontology annotation, molecular function: zinc ion binding; carbonate dehydratase activity. Bases 1 to 2247 code for a protein of 748 amino acids. The record is from RefSeq and is a predicted model, not a curated record. The transcript has 19 exons. Lineage: Eukaryota; Metazoa; Chordata; Actinopteri; Batrachoidiformes; Batrachoididae.
AUGACUGCGGUAUAUCACACUUCUGCUAACUGGCUCCAUUUGCCUCAGGACUACUGUGGCGGUCAUCGCCAGUCACCCAUCGACAUUGUGUCACAGUCAGCCAAGAAGGACAACCAACUCAAAAACUUCACUUAUACACAUUUCGAUGACAAGAAUGUCAUUGAUUACAUAAUUAACACAGGACAUACAGAUGCACAUUGUCAGCAAGAGGAAGGAUUUAUCACUGACACAGGCAUUAGUGGAGCAGACGGCCUGGCAGUGCUUGGAUUCCUUAUUGACGUCAAGACAACCUUUGUGCUUGUAAUUUAUACUUUUUGUACCCACUCAUUUGCAGUGAAAUGUGUACUUAAGGAAAACACAGUGGAGAUCUCAGAUGGAGGUUUGCAAUAUGAUUACUCCGUCCUUCAGCUCCAUUUCCAUUGGGGCAACAUUUUAAACAAUUCUAUGGGCUCAGAACUUACAGUGGAUUCAAAAAGAUUUCCAAUGGAGAUGCACAUUGUCAGCAAGAGGAAGGAUUUAUCACUGACACAGGCAUUAGUGGAGCCAGACGGCCUGGCAGUGCUUGGAUUCCUUAUUGACGUCAAGACCUCUACAAAAAGUGAACACACGAAUAGUUCCCAUGAUGAAGAGCAGACGCAGACCACAGCUGAGUGGCACCCUUGGAAAAAUCUGACCAACUACCUGCCACACAUUAGUGACACCGGCUGUAAAGUGAAAGCUGUAGGAGGACUCUCUCUCAAUGACUUGCUCGGUGACGUGAAUCUUGCUGUGUACUACCACUACAAAGGUUCCUUAACCACCCCAUCAUGUAAUGAAGCAGUGGUUUGGUCUGUGUUUAAAGAUUCUAUCAAGAUUGACCAAAGCCUGAUAGAGAUGUUUCCAAUGUACGCCGGAUAUCAAGAUGUGUAUCGGCCCAUGCAGUCCCUUCAUACAAGGAAUGUCUACAUUUCGGCAGCAUCCAGCCCCUCUGAAUCAGUGACGAUGCUUAUGUUGCUGGCAUGUUUGUAUGGCCUUACAGUUGAAACCAAGUGGCAGAUGCUAGCUCUGGGAGCGUGGAACAUCACAUCGCUGUGGGGAAAGGAGUUGGAGCUUGUGCGGGAGGUGGAGUGCUACCAGCUUGAUCUGGUGGGCCUCGCCUCCACGCACAGCCUUGGCUCUGGAACCAUUCUAUUUGAUAAGGGUUGGACCUUAUUCUUCUCUGAGGUUGCCCAGGAAGGAGGCGGGUUCGAACGGAGUGCUCAUAAGCAUAAAAACCAGGAGGAUGAGCGCGCGCAGCUGUUAAAGACGACUACAGGUGUACUGAAGAUGAAGCAGGUGAUCCUGGCUGUGCUGGCUGCGUGCGCCCUCAUCCACAGCGCGCACUGCGACUCAGCUGAGGACUGGUGUUAUCACCUGCCAAGCUGCAAUGAUUCCACGUGGCCAAUCAGAAAUGCUUCACACUGUAAUGGCACUCGCCAGUCUCCGAUUAAUAUUGUGACUGCAAAUGCCACAGUGGAUUCCAGCCUGACCGCCUUCACCUUUUACAACUUCAGCAGCACCUCAGCCCUGAAGAAAAUUGAAAACACUGGAAAGACAAUCAAAGUGGUCUUUAACAGCGGUGUUGCAGUUAGUGGAGGGGGUUUGCCUACCAAGUACAACAGCCUACAGUUCCACUUGCACUGGGGUAACGGCACCGAGCACCCCGGCUCUGAGCACACUGUGAAUGGCAAACGUUAUGCCAUGGAGUUGCACAUUGUAAGCAUGAGUGAUGCCUUUACUAACACGAGUGACGCCAUCAAGAACUCCACUGGACUGGCUGCUCUUGGUUUCUUCAUUGAAGCAAAAUCCACCAGUGAGACUGAUUUGCCUGUGAGCUGGAAAAACCUGUCCUCCUACUUAGCAAGCAUCUCCUUGAAAGGUCAGUCUGCAACCAUCCAGCAUGAGAUUUCUUUGAAUGAUCUCCUGUCUGGAGUGGAUUUGACUCAGUAUUAUCGCUACCUCGGCUCCUUAACCACUCCGGACUGCAACGAAGCCGUAAUUUGGACUGUGUUCAAGGAACCGAUCAAAGUCAGCAGAAACUUGAUCAAUAUCUUCAGCACACUGCACAUCAACACCACCAACUCGUCUGCACUGAUGAUCGAUGUUUACAGACGCAUCCAGCCAUGGCAAAUGGUCACAACAACAGCAAAUCAGUCCAGCGGCGGCCCUGCCUCCACCUGCUACUCUGUGGGCCUGAUGGUCCUCGGCCUUGCACUUUGUUGGUACUAGAGCUUGUAGCACAUAACGCUGAUCUGAACUUGCUCCACCUUCUCAGUUUGUGAUGGUGCAUGCAGAAAACUUACAAAUCACUCAAAUGAAGAAAUGUAUCCACACAUAGGUCAUGUUUGGUCAAAUAUAAGUUAUAUAACUGGUUGAAGAAUUAAAGUUCUAUAGCUUGCAGCACAAUCAUGUCUUGCAAAUUGAACCUUUUUACAGCUAUUCUACAUGCAGAUUUAUCAUUUUAACUAUAAAUGCACUUGCACAAGUGGUAACAUUAUUGCACUUUUUGCUUAGGCAUUUGGAGGGGCAGAAGACACAUGCCAAACUCUUAUUUAUAGACUUUUCCUCAGCAUUCAAUACCAUCCAACCCUUUCUGCUUGCUGAUAGGCUCCUCCAUCAUUUUAAACUUGAUCCUCACCUGAUUAGUUGGAUAACUGGUGGUUGGCUCUCACUGCGGUAUUGUAUCACUUCCUGUUCCGGAGCACAGCGGUGUUUUGCUGUAUCUGUUAGCUGUUUAAUCUGCACAGUUAGAUUGAUCUAGUUACCUAGAUAACGAUU